Molecule: messenger RNA, 6541 nt
Organism: Salvelinus fontinalis (brook trout)
Lineage: Eukaryota; Metazoa; Chordata; Actinopteri; Salmoniformes; Salmonidae
Gene: bod1l1
Product: biorientation of chromosomes in cell division 1-like 1
Exons: 29
Coding region: 131-5614 (1827 amino acids)
Source: RefSeq, a predicted model, not a curated record
UCACCUUCCGAGUCAAAUGCGUUAGUUCUAAAUCAAAAUACGGAGAAUCUAAGGAGUUUGCAAGCGACUGUGUGGUGUUUUAAUGAAAUUUAUUAUUUUGGAUUUUAAAACCAGAAGCGUAUAGUAACAGAUGGCAGGUUUACCCCCCGGAGACCCGCAGUUGGUCUCUAUGAUCGUCAAUCAUUUGAAAACGCAAGGUCUUUUCGAUCAGUUUAGAAGGGACUGCUUGGCAGACGUGGAUACAAAGCCUGCAUACCUGAAUUUAAGACAACGAGUGGACAACUUUGUGUCCAAUCAUCUCUCUAACCACACAUGGAGUCCUCACUUGAACAAGAAUCAGUUGAGAAACAACAUCCGACAGUUGGUGCUUCAGUCUGGGAUGCUGGAGCAGGGAGUUGACAGGAUAGUUGCUCAGGUGGUGGAUCCCAAAAUCCAUCACACCUUCAGGCCCCAGGUGGAGAGGGUGGUCCGUGAAUUCAUGUCCCCUGGCAGCUAUGUGGAUGAACCCCCAGUCCCGCCUGCUCCUGUAGAGGAGAAACAAGACUUUGACCUGCCAGUGCAAGCUCCUUCAUCUGCCCCUGCUACUUCAAUGGCCAGAGAUGCCAUGUCCAUCCUGGAUACCAUCACCACCCUGAACCAGGAGGCCAGCUCCCGGGCCAGCUCCAGUGGAGAGAAGGGCCUAAAGGGGGGCUCUGAGAGGGACCAAGACCCAGAGGAGUUGAUGCAGGAGUCUGAAGGAGGAGAGCAGGACAUGAGUCUGGUGGAGGAGGGAGAAGAGGACCAGGACAGGAAGACGCCAGAGAAAGAAGAGGAAGCGAAGCUUGUGUCAGAGGCCCAGGCUAUGGAGGUCAAAACAGAGGACGUACAGGAGCAGAUGGACUCUGAGAGAGAGGGGAUGAAGGGUGAGGGGGAAGAGGUUGGGACUCAAGAGGAGGCAGAAGAGAGAAAGGAGGGGAAGACCAUAGGAAAGCUCAAAGAUGAGGUACUGAACAAGGAUGUUGAUCCACUUCAGUCCCCCAAUGAGAAACACCAUAUCAAUCAGAAGGCCAGAGAGAGGUUAAAAGAAGAAUAUUCUCUGGAAGACUCUGACCUUGAUGGCCUCAGUGACAUCACUGUGAGCUCUGUCCACACCAGCGACCUGUCGUCCUUUGAGGCGGACAGCGAUGAUGAGCAGCCACCGUCAGAUUCUACAGAGGACGGCGAGGUCUCAUCUGAAGAUGAAAAGUCUGAGAAAAAGAAGACCAAUAGAGAGGAAGACGAUGAGAGCCCAGAGCGCAAGCCUCGUCGACAGGCCUACGUCCACAAGCCAUUCCUCUACUCCCGUUACUAUAGCGACUCUGACGAUGAGGUCACUGUGGAGCAGCGUCGCCGGUCAGCGGCCAAGGACAAGGAAGAGAGGCUUUUCAAGAGACAGCUGAACAGGGAACGCAUGGAGGAGAAGCGUCGACAGAAGUCAGCUCAACUAGAAGACCAGGAGAGCAGGCAGCAGACCUUUUCCCCCAGCCUGGAAGCUCAGGAUCCCAGGGCCAAAGAGGCUCUCAAGGAAAAGAAGGUUCUUGAGAAGAAGAUGGCCCUCAGUAGGAAGAGGAAAUGGGACUCACGGAAAGAGGGAGAUGUUACAGGCAAGAGAAAGGGAGAUGCAGCAGGAGAGUUCAACAAAAAGGAAGAAGCAAAGGGUAUUUCCUCAAAGAGCUUGCAGCACAAGUCAAUCAGAAAAGUCUCUGAGUCUGCAGCAUCAGAAGAGAGGCACAGGAGGAAGAGUGUCAGCACUUCUGAGGAAUCUGGAGAACCUAGAAAGCUGGCAGACAAAAGCCGGACACAUUCCUUUAUCCUGGACUUGGAGCAGGGAUCUGAGUCACCACUCAAACAGCGACCUGCUGGAAAGUUUGACCGGCUUUCCCGCAAAGAGUUAAACCCUAAAGAGCGCAAAGAGAAAGAGUGUAGCCUGUCGGACGAGCGCACCAAGCUUAAGCAAAAGUUGGAGAAGAGAGUAGUAGGUGAAUCCCACACAGAUGAACCUGAGCAGAAUGAAGGGGCCCACAUUGAAGUAUCCUCUGAUGACAAAGGGGAGAGAAAGUCCAAGGUGAAAGGUGACAGGAAAGUGUCAGUGAAUGCCAGGGAAGGUAGGGCAUCUGUGUCAGAAGGAGGUGUCUCUGACGAGGGGGCUAGCAAGGAAGCCACAACCAAGAAGGGGAAGGCUCCAUCAGUUGAAGCUGCCAAAGUUGAGAAGGACAGAGAGAAGGAAAAGAACAGGGAAAAUGAGAAGGAAAGGGAGAAAACCAAAGCAGAGAAGAUUCCAUUAAAAACUGACCCUAGACAGUUACUCCGUCCGGAUUCCACCGGCUCUUCUGAGGAAAGGUCUGAUAUGGAGCCUGGAUCAGAAAGCAUCAAGAAAAAGGAUAAACACCCCAAGGAAGUCCUCAAGAGGUCAAAGAGCCACACAGAGGACAAACAUGUAGAAAAACCCAAGUCUAAGCCAGACAUUGAGAAGGAGAAACCCAGAACAGAACAUGUUACUCAGGAAAACCAGAAACCAAGUAAGUCCAGCUCUGAAACUGACAAAGACUCCAGAAAGUCCAGGGAGACAGAGCCUGGAAUGAAGGUAAAGGUCAUGGAAAAGUCCAGAUCCAAGUCAAGGGAGGAUAAGAAAGCUCAAGGUUUGGAGGUCAAAAACAAAGGUAGCACAUCAGGCAGUAGACCUGAUGCAUCAAAGGAAAGAAAAAGAGAGGGAAGCAUGAAGGAGCAAAGGAAGGACACUCAGGAAAACCCACCAGAGAAAAUGGAAGGCAGGAGUGGGAAGAAAAUGGUUGAUAAAAAGGCCCAAAACCCAGAGAAGAAAGAGUCCCAGGAUGAGAGAAAAGGACGUAAAGCAGAUGAAAAGUCGGAUAAGUCUUCAAUCUCCUCACCUGCUCCAGAUAUUACGGAACCUCUUCUGAAGAAAGGCCCUCAAUCCAAAGACGCAAGCACAGACUGGGAUCCCACCGAUUCCACCAUUACCACCUCUGCCUCUGUUACCUAUGAUGCUUUGAGUGACGUCACCCCUGAACUGGAGGAUGAUGACGGUGAAAUGCCACUCGGUGAGGUGGAACCACGUGCUUUGACAACUGGGGCAGAUGCUCUUCUGACUUUGAUGGACAUCUGUACCUCAGCAGAUGCAAGACUAGGCCAAGGAAGUGACAUCACCGGGGCCAUGCAGCGAGAGGCCUGCCCAGAGCUCUCCUUCCAAGAAGCAGACAUAAAGAUGAAAGAGGCAGCUCUGACCCUGCUCUCCAUGGACCCUGAGAGUAUACUAUCUCCUACCUUAGUCACUCCAGCUACACAGGGAGUCACAGAGGCAACCAUACCUGCUCUGCAGCGGACGGAAACUACUAAACCUGUUGCAAAAGAUCAGGAAGAUUCUGAGCAUGUUCUGGAAAUGGACGAAAGUGAUCUAACAGCUACUGCCUCUUCAGAGAAAAUGGAUGAACAGUCAAGGAGCCAAGUCGAUGUUCUGGCCACAGAUAUUCUCGCCACAGGGGUGAAAGAUACGGUGGUGUCAACAUGGACAUUAGUUGAAGGGAUGUCACAGGAAAAUAAAGCUACUGUUGACAGAGAUGAGGAAAAACCAGGCCAUGCUGAUGUUGUUCCUGAGCAGGAGCCCGUAUUGGGACCAUCAGUCGACAAACAAUAUGAGACUGAGAAGACAAAACUGCUGGCCAUGGAACAUGAGUGUCAGGUUAAGAUGGACAUUGAUAACAUUAAUAAAGACCAGACUGAAGCACAAGAGGAAAAUGGAGUCCCUGAGUCUGUUAAGUGUGACACACCUGAAAAACCAAGGGAGACUCGACGUGGUCGGCCAUCAAAGCUGGUCAAACAAGCCAGCAAUGCAUCCAAGUCAGACGGACAAGAGGACGAGAAAGAAUCCGACCUGUCUGAAAUGGAGGACAAAAUGGAGGGAAGAGUAACCCGCAAAGGAAGGCUAUCCGGUCAGAAAGCUACCACGGCCAAAGACUCCGGGAUGGAGAAAAAUGAGAAGGACAGCCGAGAGCAGCAGUCCAAGCUGUCUGUGGAAGUGAGUAAAGACAAUGCGGGUGAAAAGGCCACAGAAUCCAGAACGCCACGCAGAGGACGCUCGUCUAAAACCUUUGCGGAUGAGGAGGAACUUAAAGAGCCUGAGAAAGUGGAGGAGACCCCGCCUCGCAGAGGCAGAUGGUCAGGUGCCCAGGCCAAAGACUCCACCACAGGAAACCAGGAGAAAGAGGAGGAAGAGAAAACAGGAGAGACAUCGGAAAAGCCAAAGGAGAAACGGGAGAUUCUUCAAAAAGAUGAGGAGGCUGAGAAGAGUGAGCAGAAGAGAGGCAGUAGACGGGGAAGACCAGCUAAACCUCCAAUCUCCAAGCCAAAGACAAAUGAAGAUGCAGAAAGCUCUCAUUCCAAGGAGACCACUGAUACUCGCAAACCUGCAGUGAAGAGGAAGAGGUCUGAAGAAUCUGGGGAGGGGACCCAGCCUGAGGAGGAGGGGACCCAGCCUGAGGAGGAGGGGACCCAGCCUGAGGAGGAGGGGACCCAGCCUGAGGAGGAGGGGACCCAGCCUGAGGAGGAGGGGACCCAGCCUGAGGAGGAGGGGACCCAGCCUGAGGAGGAGGGGACCCAGCCUGAGGAGGAGGGGACCCAGCCUGAGGAGGAGGGGACCCAGCCUGAGGAGGAGGGGACCCAGCCUGAGGAGGAGGGGACCCAGCCUGAGGAGGAGGGGACCCAGCCUGAGGAGGAGGGGACCCAGCCUGAGGAGGAGGGGACCCAGCCUGAGGAGGAGGGGACCCAGCCUGAGGAGGAGGGGACCCAGCCUGAGGUGGAGGGGACCCAGCCUGAGGUGGAGGGGACCCAGCCUGAGGUGGAGGGGACCCAGCCUGAGGUGGAGGGGACCCAGCCUGAGGUGGAGGGGACCCAGCCUGAGGUGGAGGGGACCCAGCCUGAGGUGGAGGGGACCCAGCCUGAGGUGGAGGGGACCCAGCCUGAGGUGGAGGGGACCCAGCCUGAGGUGGAGGGGACCCAGCCUGAGGUGGAGGGGACCCAGCCUGAGGUGGAGGGGACCCAGCCUGAGGUGGAGGGGACCCAGGAAAGUGACCUGAAGGAACAAGAGGAGAAACAACAUGGAGAGGAUAGUGUGAGCCAGUCUGACGACCCGGAGAAGGGGACAGAAGAGGGCUCCAGUGAUAACAAAACAGAUGAGGGUGAGGAGGACAAAGACACGCCUCAGAAGAAACCUGCUCGUAGGGGAAGGCCCUCGAAGGGAGCAACAUUGACGUCAGAGGAACCGGAAAAGACAGUAUCUGAGAAGACCGACAAAAAGCCAGACAAGAAAGAGAGCGAACAAAAAGAGGAUGAAGAGGAGGAAGAGACGCCCAAAUCCAGAACUGCGACUCGAGCUGCUGUUCGCCUUGAAGCUGAGAGGAACAAACCAAGGAAACCUUCCACCCGAGCUCGAGGUGAAGAGGAGAACACACGUGGGACGAGAGGACAGGCCUCGGCGUCAGCUAAGGCAGGGGGGCGUAAACGUGAAGCCAGCCCCCCAGCAGUGCGCACUAGAGGUGGACAAAAAUCUGAGGAGCCCCCUUCCAAAAGGACCAAGCGAUGAACAAAUACCUGCUUUCCCCAAGCCCAGGUAUUAGAAUAUUCACGGCGCUGUUGACAUAUUAUUUGAGUUUUAAAUGCUUCUUUAUUUUUAGCAACACUUCACAUAAUACAUACCGGUAUUAAUUUUACCAGAUCUGAACCCCUCCCCUCUAUUCAAGCCUGUGGAUAUGUUGGAUAGGAACAUUUGGGGAUGGCAUGACAGUAUGGUCUAGCAGUGGUGGUUCUCCAAACAGUCACCUGACCUGGAUUUAGCUCGUGGUGCUUUCCAUUUCUAUACAGUAUUAUAGACCCUUCACCAUAGGCCCAUAUGUUUUAGAUUGCACUGGUCAUUUAAAGAUGUAAGCUAAAAAUAUCUCAUGAAACGGAGCAUGAGAGACCAAUCAAAGAUCUUAUGUGGAGAGCCUCAUUGAAUUUAAUCCUAGGACAAAAGACUGGAAAUUCUUUGUCACUGACAAAUCGACUUCUGUCUGUGUUGGUCACUCCAAGGAUUUGCCGUCGUGCAGGCAUAUGUCCUUUGGUUCCUGCAUCACGUGCAAGGGUUUUAUAUUUUGUCGACCUAUAGAUCCAUUUAGAUAUCAUUCAUAUAGAGUUGUAUAGAAGCUAUUAACCUGGGUAUAGUCUCACAAGUACUUUUACAAUUUGUGUUAUGUUUUUUCUCAUUGUUUCCGUACCCAGAAGCCUCUUCCUGUUACUGGACUUGAACAUGGAAGUAUCCAUUCUAUGAAUGUAAAGGAGGUGUUUGUCUUCUCCCUGUGUUUUUUUUCUUCUAUGUUAUUUUGUUUUUUACUACACAGAUUUGUCUGUGCUCCUAACUACUUUCCCCAUUAAGUGAUUUCUAUUUUUGGUUAUUUUUGUAACGUGUGCUCACAGAGCUUAUGCCCUGUUGUCAGUAUUGGAAGAGAUUAAAUUCCUUUCAAAUGGUGAACAA